Messenger RNA from Mus pahari (shrew mouse), 1801 nucleotides. It is a transcript of the gene Pcyox1, whose product is annotated as prenylcysteine oxidase 1. NCBI's taxonomy places the organism in Eukaryota, Metazoa, Chordata, Mammalia, Rodentia, Muridae. The transcript has 6 exons. Gene Ontology annotation, molecular function: prenylcysteine oxidase activity. Gene Ontology annotation, biological process: prenylcysteine catabolic process; prenylated protein catabolic process. The coding region runs from base 34 to 1551 and encodes 505 amino acids. The record is from RefSeq and is a predicted model, not a curated record.
GGACCCGCGGUCAGUCUGCAGCUGCUGGAGGCCAUGGGGCGCUUCGCCACUGCAUUGGUGGGCUCGCUGUUCUGGCUGGGGCUGCUGCUAUGUGGUCUGGGCAGUCUGGCGAGCGCCGAGCCCCGGGCCCCGCCGAACAGGAUCGCAAUAGUCGGUGCUGGAAUCGGUGGUACUUCCUCGGCCUAUUAUCUGAGGAAAAAAUUUGGGAAGGACGUGAAGAUUGACGUUUUUGAGAGAGAAGAGGUCGGGGGCCGUUUGGCCACUUUGAAGGUGCAAGGUCAUGACUACGAGGCAGGGGGUUCAGUCAUUCACCCCCUAAAUUUGCACAUGAAGCGAUUUGUCAAAGAGCUGGGUCUCUCCAGUGUUCCUGCUUCGGGUGGCCUGGUGGGAGUGUACAAUGGAAAGUCUCUGGUGUUUGAGGAGAGCAGCUGGUUUGUAAUCAACGUGAUUAAGCUGGUGUGGCGCUAUGGGUUUCAGUCCCUCAGAAUGCACAUGUGGGUAGAAGACUUGCUGGACAAGUUCAUGAGGAUCUACCGUUACCAGUCCCAUGACUAUGCCUUUAGCAGUGUAGAAAAGUUGAUGCACGCCAUCGGAGGGGAUGACUACGUCAGACUGCUUAACCAAACUCUCCGUGAAAACCUGAAGAAAGCAGGCUUCUCCGAGACGUUUCUCAACGAGAUGAUUGCUCCUGUCAUGAAGGUCAAUUAUGGCCAAAGCACAGACAUCAACGCCUUUGUGGGGGCGGUGUCAUUGACAGCUGCCGAUUCCAACCUCUGGGCAGUGGAAGGUGGUAAUAAAAUUGUUUGUUCGGGGCUCCUUCAGGCCUCUAGCAGCAAUCUUAUAUCUGGCUCUGUAAUGUCAAUAGAGGAGAAGACAAGGACCAAACAGACAGGAAACCCCACUAAGAUGUAUGAAGUGGUAUAUAAAACAGGAUCUGAGACCCAUUCUGACUUCUACGACAUUGUGCUUGUGGCUGCUCCUUUGAACCGGAAGAUGUCCAACAUAACUUUCCGAAAUUUUGAUCCGCCCAUUGAGGAAUUCAAUGACCCAUAUCAACAGCUGGUGACAACUUUCAUCAAAGGGGAGCUCAACUCCACUCUCUUCAGCUCCAGACCCAAGGAUCAGUUUGGCCUCUCUGCAAUUCUUGUCACUGAUGACUCCGAUAUGUUUAUUAACAGCCUGUCCAUUGUGGCCUCUGUAAGACAGAAGGAGGGUCCCCCACCCGCGGUGGAUGGCAUGCAUGUGUGGAAGACCUUCUCCAGGGACAUCCUCACCAAAGAACAAAUUUCAAAGCUCUUCCUGUCCUAUGAUUAUGCUGUGCGGAAGCCGUGGCUGUCCUAUCCUCACUAUGAGCCUCCUCAGAAGUGUCCCUCCAUCAUCCUCCACGACCGGCUCUAUUACCUCAAUGGCAUCGAGUUUGCCGCCAGCUGCAUGGAGAUGAGCGCCAUUGCCGGCUACAACGCCGCUCUCCUCGCCUACCACCGCUGGAAUGGCAAUGAGGACAUGAUUGAUCAGGACGACCUGUAUGAAAGGCUUAAGACGGAGCUGUAACUGAGCACCGCCCCUCCCCGGAGCGUCCUGCUCUCGAAGGGCCGAGUCAGCAGAGAGGAUUUUGAACCUUUCCCAGCACUCCUCAUGUGGGUCAUGAGAAAACACAGUGUUCCUCGGAGAACUCGUUCUUCAGUCAGAAUGUCUUCACUCUUUGGUUUUGGGGGCGGCGCAGGAGGAUUGAACCUGGGGCCCCAUGCAUGCUGGGCAAGCGCUCUCCUCCUGAGCUGAGCUACAUCCCUAGCCCUCCUUU